Ramularia collo-cygni is the source of this 885-nucleotide messenger RNA. RefSeq names its product related to histone acetyltransferase (MysT1). Bases 1 to 885 code for a protein of 294 amino acids. The record is from RefSeq and is a predicted model, not a curated record. Gene Ontology annotation, molecular function: histone acetyltransferase activity. NCBI's taxonomy places the organism in Eukaryota, Fungi, Ascomycota, Dothideomycetes, Mycosphaerellales, Mycosphaerellaceae. The transcript is spliced from 3 exons. Gene Ontology annotation, biological process: regulation of DNA-templated transcription.
AUGGCUGCGCCGAAUGUCACCAACGUGGUGCUUGGCAAUCUGCACAUCAAACCGUGGUACCCUUCCUUUUAUCCAGAAGACCUCAUUGGAGGUCGCAAGGCAGAUUGGCUCUAUGUGUGCCAGUGGUGCUUCAAGUACACGCCCGAGAUUAUGAAGUAUUGUGCGCAUGGUAAAGUUUGCCCCAUGAAAACCGAGGCGCCUCCGGGAGAAGUGAUAUAUGAGCAGGACGACUACUUCAUCCAUAAGAUUGAUGGCGAGGAGUUCAAGCUAUAUGCACAAAACUUGUCUCUCUUCGCCAAACUAUUCCUCGAAACCAAGUCGGUCUUCUUUGAUGCCAGCACAUUUCUCUACUACACACUGGUCCUCAAGACCAAGGAUCAUCCUUACGGUCAAGUUGCAGGCUUCUUCAGCAAGGAGAAGAUGAGCUGGGACAACAACAACCUCGCCUGCAUCCUCGUCUUUCCACCCUGGCAGAGGCGUGGUCUUGGUCAAGUCCUCAUCGGGGCUUCGUAUGUUCUCGGCAAGCGUGAGGGCCGCUUUGGAGGUCCCGAGAGGCCAUUAUCAAACCUAGGUAGUAAGGGUUACGUUGCGUAUUGGUGCGGAGAGAUUGCUCGCUUCGUGCUUCAACAGUCGAAACAAAAGACGCUGGCCAUCAAGGAGAUUAGCGAUAAGACUUGGAUCAUGCCGGACGAUGUGGUGACUGCUUUGAGGGAAAUGGACGUUCUUGAGAAGAGAAAGACGGCGAGUGGGAGCAUUGUGAUCAACAAGGGAAGAAUUCGCCAGUGGAUGGAGCAGAAUCGAGCAAGCCUGCAUCCCGUCGUCGAUGUGGACGCCUUUGUCGAAGAGAACAUUAUUGACAGCGAGUUGAGCGAGAUGAGCGAGUGA